AUGUGGAGAACAACGAAAAUGUCGACGAAUUUCCUUAAAGUUUUAAAACUAAAAACCAUAACGAAAUAUGUAAGGCCAAAACACGUCUUUCAUUCUUACACAACAUCCUUAAAAAAUCCUUUCUUCAUGAACAUGCAAAAGAACUUAAAAUUUAAUUAUGAAUUUUCUUCGCCCUCUCCAGAUGGAUUUGCGAAAAUGACUCAAUUUGUAGUGAAAGCUUUCACGAAAUUGGUUGAGACUUUAGCACAAAUUCCAAUUUCCCUAAAAGCUUUACCACAAAUCGCUGAGAGAAAAACGCAGAGUUGGAAAAAUAAUAUAAAGUUUCCUAAUGUACUAUGGAGGAAAAGUUUUACAUCAUCAACUACCACCACAGAGCUGUUAAAACUAAAGGAUGAAGCAUCGGAGCGAAAUGAAAUGUGCAAUUAUGAGGCUUUUGGUGCUGAAAGCCGUCAUAAAUUGAUGUUGAAUUGGGAUGAAAAAAAUUAA
Molecule: messenger RNA, 486 nt
Organism: Clunio marinus
Lineage: Eukaryota; Metazoa; Arthropoda; Insecta; Diptera; Chironomidae
Source: the annotation of a GenBank genome assembly